AUGGCCGCGCGCUUCGCGACAACCGUCCUCUUUGCGCUCGCUGCUGCACAGAGCCAGUCGUACCUCUCGGUGCUCAAGCACCCGGAGCUCGGGCUCCUCGAGCUCGCACCGGCGCAGCAACACACGCCGUUGGACGCCGCUUUGCAGCACCUGCGCCCGCCCCCGCCGUUCGUCCCGCCAUCGCCACGUCUCUUUGUGGGACUCUCGGUCUUCCGAGACGGUGAUCGCUGCGGGUACACGAUCUUCACGGGCUUUCAACGCGCGAGUCACCCAGAGCGACUCCGGUUUGGUGUCAUCGAUCAGGUCGCGACCGACGACGUCACGUGCAUCGACGCGUAUUGCAAGCUCGCAAAGAAUCAGUGGCCGAGCCACGAGUGCCAGUACAAGGACCACAUCACAGUCGAGAGCCGACCUGCCGGCGCGUCGCGCGGCCCGACGUACGCUCGCCACUUGCAGCAGCAGCUCAUUCACGCUGACGACGACUUUUGCCUGCAGCUGGACGCCCACAGCGUCUUUACAAACGACUGGGACGCUGCCUUGUUGCGCGAGUGGGAGCGCACCGAGAACGAAAUGGCCGUCCUCACAACGUACCUCCACGACCUCCACGGCUAUGUGGGAGGCGACGGGAAGAACUGGCCGCCAAGUCAGCUCCCGCAUUUAUGCACGACCACGCGCGGUGGCAGCGGCUGUGUGCGCAACGUGGGCGCCAGCAUGCUCCAUCACCCGCAGCGGCCGCAGAUGACGGCGCUCUUCGGCGCCGGCCUCUCGUUCAGCAAGUGCCACGCCGAGAAGCGCGUGCUCGUGGAUCCGCACACGCCAUGGCUCUUUGACGGCGAAGAGUUUCUGCGCGCGUCGCACCUCUGGACGCACGGCUACGACCUCUACUCGCCGAGCAUCAGCGUCAUCUACCAUAACUACAGCAGCGUGCCCAACCGGUUCUUUGCGCUGCCUGUGGACGCCGCCCUUCGCGAGCGCGAGACGACGAUGGGGCGCAACCGGUACAACCUCGUCUUGGGCCUCCCCGUGGACGGCCCCGUGACGACAGCCGACCUCGACCGCUACGGGUUUGGCUCGGCGCGGUCCCUGCAAGCGUACUUGGCGUUUGCGGGCAUCGACCUCAACACCAACAACGAUGCGCAGUCGUGCAAGCAGCUGCAUUGGCAGCCGUAUACAAACGCGUGCGACGUCGAAGCCCUCGUUGGGCGUGGCUGGCGCAUGGAACCAACGGCGCGUCAGAGUCCCAUGGCGAUGGUAGACGAUGUGGCGCCAUUAGGGAUCCUCUCGGAGCUCGAGGCGCUUGCUCCAGAGAAUGCACGAGCGUCGUUGGUGGCCGAAUCAAGUACAAUGGCACUCGAGACGUUGCCUCCACCCGCUGCGGUCCAACGCAAUUACGAGGCCGUACCGCCCCAUGCCAUGGCCUCGGCCAAGCAGCUCAUCGUGCGCGUCCCGUAUCAGCUCCAUGUUAUGAUUGCAGUUGUCGCGAUGCUCGGCGCCGUGAUUGCAUUUGCGGCGCACGCCAACCGCAAGCACAAGCGCCGUGUGCGCAAGAACAUGAUGACCAAGUAAUACCACAUCGCUGCACUUGUUGAUCCA
Molecule: messenger RNA, 1593 nt
Organism: Saprolegnia parasitica CBS 223.65
Lineage: Eukaryota; Oomycota; Saprolegniomycetes; Saprolegniales; Saprolegniaceae
Exons: 1
Coding region: 1-1566 (521 amino acids)
Source: RefSeq, a predicted model, not a curated record